GAGAGGGAGUGAGUAAUGUUUCUUUUCCUGCAGGUACAGUCACCAAGUAGCAAUUCGGGUCAGCAGCGUCAGCAGUUCCGAGGGAAGGGACAACGCGGGAAGAAUGGAAGUGCUGGUGUUACACUCCAUAGAGGCGUCCCCAGCAAGCAGCCCCCAGCACGCCCUCGCAGGGUAACAUGGGCCCCGAGUCCUGCGAAGGGGCGUAGUGCCCACCCGCGGGAGCACCCCAGGAAACCACCACCACCUAAGGACGCCCCUGUACCACCCAAGAGGCACCCCAGCACUGUAGACGCCCUUGAGAAACCCAUCUCUUCCACCACUUCCUCUUCCUCCUCCUCGGACUCGUCUGACUCCUCCCCUACCAGUGGCACUCCCCAGGGUGAUAUACAUCGCGAGGUUCCUGAAGGAGGCGCUGAAGGGGCUGUGCUGGGACGGGAGGAACUGGCGGCCAUAGGGGACUGGAUGACGGAGACGCGGCAGGAGCUCAGAAGGAUGCGUGAAGGAGAUUACAUUGGGUCCUACAAACCACCGUCAUUAAGUAGUGUCCUGAAGGAUUUGGCGGCUGGAACUUUGGACGAGGACAAGUUUCUCAUCUCAAGGAGGGUUCAGCGCUACUUCAGGGAGGCUGUACGGCGGGCCGGGGAGAAGCGAGGAAAAGAGGAGAAAGAAGCGCCACCAUCCUCCUCAAGCAGAACAAGACCUCCACACCCCGACCCUACCCGAGCAGCGCCCCCCUCACGCCCACAGCAACCGACUCAGCCUUCUCGACCACCACCACCUCAUUCUAGUCACCCGAAGCAACCCUCUGACCAUCCUCGACCACAGCGACCAAGUUCUCGUCCUCCCUCACGCCCACAAGCCCCAAAACAACCUCCUCCACGUCCACAAGUUCCAAGACAGCCUCCUCCACGCCCACAAGCCCCAGGACAGCCUGCUUCACGCCCACAAAUUCCCAGGCACCCUUCCCCACCUCGUUCAAAACCCCAGGCGUCAUCCCAUCCCUCUACGCAUCCUCAGAAGCAUCCCCCAUCUCGUCCACCUCUUUAUCCACACACUCAGCCGUCCUCUCAUCGGUCUCACCCUCAUCCAUCCUCUCAACCCACACCUCAUCCAUCUACCAUGCCUCAGAUUCACCCCACUACCCCGCCAGCCUCCAGACCGCAUCCUGACGAAGCCCCACAACCCACAAGUCAAUCACAAUAUCAGCCCAGCGCCCCCUCCUUCCCCGCCUAUCGCCCGCCACCAUUGUUCUUCCAGUUCCCCGGCGUGGCGAAAGAGAGGAGUCACAGCGAGCACAUAACGAACAGAAAACGGGAUGAAAAGAGGAUGCAGGAAGGUGAGGGACGCGGAGGGAUGCAGAGCCGCGAUACUCAAAUGGGUACAGCCGAAGUAGUCCCUCCGCGGCGCCAGGAAAGGACCACGAAAGACCCCAGGCCAAGUCUCCAGGUAUCCACGCAAGCCUCUGUGGAUAUACCUCGAGGGAACACAGUUGAGAACCUCCCGGGGAUCUCCAUUGACCCUGUAGGAGACCAGAUCACGCGAAGCCAGCGGAGGAAUGUGGUGAUUCAAAUAACGCAUCGAAGCAGUGGUGAAUCCUCGCCUGAGAGUAAUCGUGAAGGAGUGGCGGGACUUGGUGAUAGUGAUGCUGGUAGAGAUGGUGGCGGUGAUGGUGGUAGUGAGAGCAUUGCUGGGAGUUUGGGUGGUGAAGAUGAUGUAAGAGGAGAAAGCCAAAUAAGAGAAGAUGGUGAGGAGCAAAUACCUGCACAACAACCAUCACCACCACCACCACCACCACCAGCCAAACCCGAUGAAGCCUUACCAGCUGCCGGAGAAGAAGGCAGCCACACUCACCGCAGCAUCCCACAAGACCCAGAACAGAACAACCCAACACCUGUGCCUGACGGGAAGAAGGAGGCAAACCAGCGCCCCCACAGCAGGAGUGAGUCACGGCACAACGCAGCAAGAAGGGCUGAAGGAGACGGUGACGACGAGAGACUGCCUGGUUACUUCCCGGACGUGGUGUGGAAGGAAGUAACGGUCGAGGAUCAGCUGGAGGAGGAUGCGGGCGGCGAUGGGCAGGCUGGGCACUUCCUGCGGGAGGCCGAGGAGAGACUGCGGCUACAUGACCUUCGGCAGCGCAUCCUGGAUAAGCUGGUAGGUCGGCUGCAGGGGAUGAUCCGCAGUGGUACAGGUCCUGCAGGUACCGUGGCCGCGGGGUCUGGUGAGCACGCAGCAGCAGAAGGUCAACUGCACAGCGAUGAGGCGGAGGAAGAGGAGGAGAAGCAGGAGGAGAAGGAGCAGGACGUGGAUUCUCAGUGGGUGCUGCAGGCGACGAGGGAGGUGUUGACGGAGCUGGUGCACGAGAGGUUGGCCGCCGCCCGGAGAGAGGUUCGGAACAGUCAGGCCGAAGCUUCGAAUUCCGAGAUAGAACAAGCAUCACCUCCCACAAUGCCCAGCGGGGGUGAGGAAAGCGUAUCAUCCCCUCCACCCUCCCCCUCCCCUGCCUCACCCGCCAAAUCCCCUCCCAUGCAACCCUCUCCCAUACAUCCCUCACCUAUACAUUCCCCACCUAUACAUCCCCCACCCAUACAUUCCCCUCCCAUACAUCCCUCUCCUGCACCCACACCACCUCCCCGCUCUCCACCACCAAGAACCCCGCCCCCUUCACCCCCACGGAGGCAGGACACCCCACCCAAGUCUCCCCUCACCCCACAACUGUCAAUAGAAGAUAAGGAAGAGCAGAGAGAACCCGUCCCUACCCCUCCUGCCUCUCCCCCUGCCUCCCCUCCCCCAGCACCCCUGAUCCCACAGACACCACCACGAAGCCCAACGCCCCCCCAGCCCAAGCCUCAGAAGAUCCCAAGUCCGCAAGGCACCCCACAACAGUCCCCUAGCUAUGUUAAGAUCCCAGUGCAACCUGUCAGCCCUCCUUCACCCCCUUCGGCAGCGUCUCCGUCAGAAGGUGUGGGUCUUGUAGUGCCCGUGAAGACUCCCUCGCCGUCUGACGCCCCCCAAAGACCUAAAGGGUCCCCUGCAGGAGAUUACGUCACACUAGUUACUCAGGGCACUCAAGCGGACUAUAUUGCGAGGGGACCAGUGGGUGUGGGUGUGGGUGACGAGGGCGUAGGUGUGGGUGAAGAGGACAUGGGUAGUGAGGAUGCCCGAAGCGUCACGUCACUUGAAACACCCUCCGUCGUGUGUCACUCAUCGCUGGACGUGACUGCCUCGUCGUUAGCUGAGGCUCCAGACAUCACCUCUCAGUGUGUAUCCGAAGGGGAGCUGCUGGUGUCGUCAGGAGGGGAGCCAGGCGAGUGUCCCCCUGCCCAGCAUCUCCCCUCUCUGGUGUGUGGCGCGUCCUGCAUCUCGUCCUCGUCACUUUGCCAGUCUUGUGAACGGGAGCAGAGGUCGGAUGGAGAAAUAGAGGAGAGUGAGGGAAUGAUUGAGGAGGAGGAGGAGGAGGAGGAGGAGGGGGAGGUGACGGAGGAAAGUAGAGAACAAGACGUACAAACAAGUGAGGAAGGAAGAGUCCACUCACACACUCAAAGUCCUGGCUUGUCUGUGGUAGUGGAUGAAAGCUUCUCCAGCGGUGAGGCAGUGGUAAGGUCCGAUGCGGUGGGUAUGGCGGGUGUGGCGGGGCGAGACCCAGCCAUCAUUGCCCUUCAGCGCCGGAACGAGGAGUUGAUGAAGAGACUAGGGCAAUUUGGGUCCUUCUCCUUUCUCCUGAAGUCCAGUUCGCUGCAGCAGGAGUCCUCUUCCUCCACCGCCUCCUCUCCGUUUUCUCCCUCGUGAUUUAUCGCGAAGUUGAUGUUUAGUUUGUAUACGUAAUGGUGUUUUGUCUUCCUCGCGUGCCUUGUCUUGCACUUUUUUUAUUCGCAUUGAAAGUAGAGUUUAUAUUUUCUAUUUUCGGUUUUAUCGCAAAUCAAUGCACGUAGUUAUAAUAGUCAUGAAGUUUUAAGUCUCACUAUUCGAAGUGUUUUUAAUCAGUAAAUAGUUGUAAUGUGUUUUUAACUACUGGUUCUUCCGUGCCUUCCUUAUCGUCGGUUGAUGUCCUUGGGAAAUUAGGAUAAGGGGUUUCUUCUACUAUAUUUAAUGUGGUCCGUCCUGUCUCUCACUCUAUCUGUUCUUUAUUUUUCUUGUUACUGAGUUUAGGUCGUCUCUCUAAGGGUUGUGUGGUGUUUACUUUAACUGUGUCGCGCCGGUAAUUCCGUCGUUUAGCCUUAGAACGAAACUACACACGAUAGUUUUAAUUCAUGCUAUGCUAGCAUACCGAAAUAUUUGAAAUAUUAGCUUGUAUUUUAAAGAUUCUAUAUAUUUGAAAGCCUUUAGCGACACGGCAAAAUGAGUUCAUAAUGUGUCCACUAAAGUUAAGUGUUUUUAGGAUAGAAUAACAGUGUAGUUCUCUUAUUGAGUCACUGACCGUCAGAAUUAAAGACAUGCAGCAUUUAGAGAAA
Scylla paramamosain (green mud crab) is the source of this 4451-nucleotide messenger RNA. RefSeq names its product SH3 and multiple ankyrin repeat domains protein 1-like. The record is from RefSeq and is a predicted model, not a curated record. The transcript is spliced from 11 exons. Lineage: Eukaryota; Metazoa; Arthropoda; Malacostraca; Decapoda; Portunidae. Bases 16 to 3789 code for a protein of 1257 amino acids.